AUGGAUGAAGAACUAUGUUGCCCCGCUUGUAAACAAUUUUUCAGCAAUCCCGUCCUUCUUCCGUGUCAUCAUUCUUUAUGUUUACUUUGUGCUAUCCAUCUUCAGCAGCCGGCUAACACACAUAACACAAUUUCGACCUUAAACUCUGUGCCAGAAAAUGCGGAAAGUGUAACAUCGGGAAGUUCAGGAGACUAUCAAGAAAGUGACAAGUUGUCAAUACUGAGCGAAACUGACAGUGGGGUUAUUUGUGCCUCUAGGCCUAACAGUUAUAUUGAAAAUAAUUUGUCUGUAGCGAGUACCCUGAGUGUUGCUUGCCCCGUGUGCCAUAAACUAGUUUACUUUGACGAAAAUGGGGUUCACAAUCUUCCUAAAUACAGAAUCAUGCAAAACAUCGUCGAGAAAUACAGUGAAAUUAAGAAUUUGUCCUUAAAAUGUCAGAUGUGCGAAAAAGAACCGGCCAACGAUGCCACUGUAAUGUGCGAACAGUGCGAAGUAAGAUACUGCACUUCAUGCCGCGAAUCCUGCCAUCCUCUAAGAGGUCCUCUAGCUAAACACGUCUUAUCUGACCCCAAGAGAGGUUUAAAUAGCUCCACAAAAGGCAAAACAGGAAAUUGCCCUGAACAUGUUGAAGAGACUCUCAACAUGUUUUGUUCGAUUUGUAAGAUAUGUGUUUGUGCUAUUUGUUUACUGGACACUCGUCACAUAUCACACGAUGUACAACCUGCUACUGUUAUUUGCAAAAUUCAAAAGACCGAUUUGUCGCACAACUUACAACAGUUAUCGGAACGAGCUCGAACGACCACGGAGUUCAUUCAACAGUUAAAAGGACUUAACGAAGAAAUAGAGCACAACUGUGAUGAUUUCGAAAAUAUCAUAUCAGGACAAUGUCAGGCGUUAAUAGAGGCCAUCCACGAAAGAAGAAACCACUUAAUAGAAUUUAUACGGCAAGAAAAAGAAAUGAGAAAAGGAGUGUUAAAGGACCAAGUCGCCAGUUGUACACAACGGCUACAACAAACUACUGCUCUUCUUCAGUUUUGUAUAGAAGCAUUAAAAGAAACUGAUAGUUCUUCCUUUUUACAGAUUGGAUCGAUGUUGAUCAAUAGAGUGGUAGACACUGAUCAUUCGUGGCUAAAAGAAUGGUCUGUUCCUCAGGUAUCUCCUCAAUUUGAGCUAACACUUGACGAUGCCCCCGUUCUUACUGCCAUUAAACAAUUAAAUUUUAUCCAAUCAAAACCUCCAGUGGCUCCUAUCAUUAUCCCAGAAGAAUGUAAUGCUGAAAAUAAUUCUGUUACAGUAGCUUGGCAACCUCCUAGCCUGAGUCACGUAGAAGGGUAUGUUUUGGAAUUGGAUGACGGUAACGGUGGUGAUUUUAGGGAGGUUUAUUGCGGAAAUGAGACAAUAUGUACAGUUGAUGGAUUGCACUUCCGUAGCCUGUAUAACGCUAGAGUCAAAGCGUUUAAUAGUACCGGAGAAGGAGAAUACAGCGAAUUAAUUGGUCUUCAGACAGCUGAUGUGGCGUGGUUUACAUUCGAUCCAGUCCUGUCAGGUCCAGGUUUGCAGUAUUCGGAAAACAACACACGAGUGACAGGAGAAGGUUGGGAGCACCGAGUAGCUCUAGGGAGCUUGGGAUUUAGUAGAGGGCUACAUUACUGGGAGUUCACUAUAGAGAAGUAUGAUACCGACACUGAUCCCUCUUUUGGAGUAGCGAGAAUCGACGUGACGAGAGACAAAAUGUUAGGUAAAGACGACAAAGGCUGGGCCAUGUACAUCGACAAUCAACGUUCUUGGUUUCAACACGCUGGAGCUCAUGAACAAAGGGUCGAAGGAGGCAUUCAAAUCGGCUCUACCGUAGGCGUCCUCCUCGAUCUAGAACAGCACACUCUAUCUUUCUAUGUCAAUGAAGAACCUCAAGGAAGCGUUGCAUUCAGAGACUUGUACGGAGUGUUUUACCCUGCCGUUAGUAUCAACAGAGGUGUCAGCAUUACCGUGCAUACAUCACUAGACCCUCCUUCCGACUUAGAUGAAACACAAUAA
This is a messenger RNA of Diabrotica balteata, 2034 nucleotides long. Lineage: Eukaryota; Metazoa; Arthropoda; Insecta; Coleoptera; Chrysomelidae. The record is from the annotation of a GenBank genome assembly.